Parascedosporium putredinis is the source of this 393-nucleotide messenger RNA. The record is from the annotation of a GenBank genome assembly. NCBI's taxonomy places the organism in Eukaryota, Fungi, Ascomycota, Sordariomycetes, Microascales, Microascaceae.
AUGACCGACUGCUCAGAAUACUUCACCGUCAAGACUGGAGAUACGUGCUCUACCAUUAGUGAAGUUAAUGAUACCUACUGGGAGUGGCCGACUCAGUUUGCAUCAACCACAGUCAGCCUAGCCACCCCAACUAUGCCCGUUACCCCAAACGACUUUCCUCUGGCCCCAGGGACACUCGAUAACUGCUUCACUUACGAAAUGUAUAGGGAGCCGUUAUGGGAGAGGGUCAGCGCCAAACGGUAUAACUCAUGCGGCACCAUAUCCUCAUUCUAUGGCUGUAAGAUGCACGGCUACAAGCUCUACCACGACUUUGACAUCGAGCUCAAGCGCAGGUUCAGCGGUGGAAGAGCCUACUCCCUCAGGAACCCCGGGUCCUAUCCAGGUAGAUGCUAG